Molecule: messenger RNA, 546 nt
Organism: Nelumbo nucifera (sacred lotus)
Lineage: Eukaryota; Viridiplantae; Streptophyta; Magnoliopsida; Proteales; Nelumbonaceae
Product: monothiol glutaredoxin-S2
Source: RefSeq, a predicted model, not a curated record
CUUCUUCUUCUUCUUCUUCGAUCUUCUUGUUUUAAUUUCCUGCAGCUAGCCAUUGUUGUUGCGAUGGAGAGGGUGACGUCGUUGGCUUCACAGUCGCCGGUGGUGAUCUUCAGCAAGAGCUCUUGUUGCAUGUGUCACACCAUCAAGACUCUCAUCAGCGACUAUGGGGCCAGCCCCACCGUCUACGAGCUGGAUUUGGACCCUCGAGGGAGGGAAAUUGAGAGAGCUCUGGUGAGGUUAGGAUGCAAGCCGUCUGUUCCGGCGGUGUUCAUCGGCGGUAGGCUGGUGGGUGGAGCUAAUGAGGUCAUGACCCGUCAACUCGACCGCUCUCUUAAAGAAUUGCUCAUUCGUGCCGGAGCAAUAUUUCUUUAGCAGAAAAAAAACUCUUCUGAGUUCUGACUUCUGUUAGUGUUAUAGUGUUAGGAUCUAAGUUAAAAAAAAUACUAUCUAUGUUAUUUGAAAUAAUCUAUAGCAGCCCCAUCGGAUAUGCUGUUAAUAUAUGAGUCUAAUUAACUGAGACAGACGAUAUAUAUUUAUAUAAAUAGU